AUGACCAGCUCCCAAACUGCUGAAGAACCAUUGACAACUCCACACCUAGAAGAACCACAAGAACAACAAAACAUCUCAGAAAAGCAUUCACCUGUUGAUCAAUGCACUUCAGAUUCGAAAACCCCUCCGACUCUUGAUGUUGAAGAAGGCCUUCCUACCCACCCAAAAAAUGACAGGAACGAGGGAGCUCGGUGCUGCGAUCUACUGGCCCAGUUAAGAUGUGCUACUCACUUGGUCCACGACUCAGAGGCUUUGACUUCACUACAACUUAAAUUAGUCCAAGCACUAUCUGAAGUUAGAUGAGGAUGGCAUAGACCUGGAAGUUCCAGCUGAAAAAAAGCCCUUUAAAAGUAAACAUGCCAUCAGUAAAGAUCAAUUCUGCGAUUUACCCCAACCUCCAAAAAGGGCCAAAUAUGUUGGACGACAUGGUAAAAAGACAAGUGAAAACAAAACGCUUAUUGGGAUCAAAACUGGUGUCAAGCAAUUGAAAAAAACCAAAACAUCACCAUCAUCAGUGAAAAGAUCAACUGAAGUCAACAUCACCAAACUAACACCAGCAGAAAAACAACAACCAAACCUUUCCUUAGGUAGC
Molecule: messenger RNA, 592 nt
Organism: Porites evermanni
Lineage: Eukaryota; Metazoa; Cnidaria; Anthozoa; Scleractinia; Poritidae
Source: the annotation of a GenBank genome assembly